AUGUCAGCAGCAGCAGCAGCAGCGGCAGCAAACAAGGGGUUGGUGGAAGGGUCUCCGACGGCUGGAGCCUCUACUUCAGGGCGGGAAGGCUGUCCGCCUUCCUCUGGGACUGGCGAAGGCCUCCAAUAUCAGCAACAGUAUCCAGUUUCGCUGCAGCAACAGCUUGCGGCCCAGGGUAUCCCUCACGGUUACCCUGGCAUGCUUGAGGGAGGGCCUGUAGAUCCAACCCAAGCUCAGGUAGCUGCCUUCGCUAACCAGACCGCAAUGUAUGGUCCUUACGGAUCUCCUUAUUCACUAGCUAUGGCUCCUCCUCCCACGGGGGGCCCUUACUUUCCCGGCAUGGGGGCUCAACUACCCUUUACCGGCCUUGACACAUUCACUUUGCCAGGGCCCGCUUACUAUGACCCGUAUGGAAUGAUAAACCCAGCGGCGUGCGUAGCCCCCGUUCCUCCCCCAGAAAACCGGGAGGUGGAGCAACCGAAGCACCUACGCAGGAAAGCUAGCAAAAAGUGGUUUGGUUGCUGCUAA
Molecule: messenger RNA, 528 nt
Organism: Eimeria necatrix
Lineage: Eukaryota; Apicomplexa; Conoidasida; Eucoccidiorida; Eimeriidae
Exons: 2
Coding region: 1-528 (175 amino acids)
Source: RefSeq, a predicted model, not a curated record